AUGUCCGAUAUCACUCCUCGCAAGACGUUCAUCCGAAUCAAGACCUCAGCUCCUGCCCCUCUGCCAGAUCAGCACCAACAGGAGGUACUCAGUGAAUGGGAUCGUCAGUUCCGAAGACACUUCGGCAACGGAAUGCGCAUGGGUACCAUCGAGGAUCGCGCUGAAGAGACUCAGUCCCAACCGGAUCAGCUUGAUUCGCUUGAACUUCGGGCAUCCAGUAGGGAAGACACCGAACAACGAGAUACCCAGGGGGGAGUUUCGUCCCUGCGUUUCGGUAGUGGUGAUUAUGCUGGACUCGCUGGAGCUCGCGAAGAGCCUCCUAAUCAGAGUCUUUUAGUUUCGUCCUACCAUUCUACUCCCGAGAGAGAUGUUCAAUUUAAUUCCACGGGCAUGAAUACCACGGCGAUCAGCUCCACCGAAAUCCACUCGGUACUCACUUCUGAAUCUUCUGAUGAGGACAGCGAGAUGUCAGGCACUACUGACGAAGAGGAGAACCAUCCCUCAAUGCAGAAUUGGCUUCCCUCUGCAAAUGACCAGGACAAGCGCGAGAUGCUUAUCAAGAUGAGCAAAGACAUGAAAAAGCUCCGGGCUCGCAACAAGCGACUCCGAACCCAGAAGAGGCUCAAAUCGUCUGGCAAGAGACCAACAUCUCGCGGCUCGACCGUUGCCACGCCCGCUACGGCCACCACCAAUCCUACUGCUGCUACGUUCGCCGACGCCGCUCUGACGGAGAUGGUAAGCCUCGUCGGUGAACAAUCUGUCCGCAUCAAGUCCCUCGAGAGUCGCAUCAUGGACGCCCUUGAUGAAAACAAGACGAAAGAGGACCGAAUCGAGGAUCUCAUCUACGACCUUGGGGAGGCCCAGGACAGCGCUCGAGCCUUCAACGCAGCCCUGGGCCACUCGCAGGGGCAACAUCACGAGGCCCUAAACCGGCUACGUCAGAAGGACGCGGAACUCCAUGAGAUGGCUCGCCAGCUCCAGCAGGCCCAUGACUCCUUUGAACAGGAGGUGCAGGCGAACCGAAGUUACCGAACUCAGCGUGAUUUUGAUGCCUGCACUAUCGAGUCUCUGCGCAAGGAGCGAGAGGAGCUUGAGGCUCGGCAAGCCAACGCCCGGUAUCAGCUGACGGAACCUCGUGCUCUCUUGAGCAUUCUCAACCAAUCCUCUCCGUGUGAGAAGGUCGUAGAGUCCGUCUGGAAGCCACUUCAGGUCCAGGUCGCUGUUCUCGCUCGCGGUACUCUCAGGGGUCCCAUCCCCACCACUGGCAUGCUCCCCGAGUUUUACACGAAGCUCUAUGAGAUAUGGCCUGAGUGGGAGGAUCACGUCGAUAACCCGUCUAUCCGUGCCGGCGUCGUUGAAGCCUAUCUUUGGGCCCAGGUUGAGAAGUAUUGCAGCCUCGGUCCUAAUGGUGUUUGGGGCGGUUCCAUGGGAAACGCUUUCCGAAGCGUCUGCCAGAAUAUCGUCAACAAUUUCCUUGACCAGGAGAACGAUCCGGAAAAGGUUGCCGCCUAUUGCUGGUGGCGUAGUAGUGGCGCUUACAUGCUCUCCCAGAUUCAAAGCAAUGAUGAGAGCACUGGAGUUGAACAGUCCUGGAUCGACACAGUCGACCACCAACUCCGCGUUCUGAAGCCUCUUCUCGUCCGCUCCUCCAAGCCGGACGAGAACCUCCAAGCGUUCCAGGAACUGCGUGGGCGGCUGGAGAAGAUGUUCUACAAGGCCCGCCUGCUCGACGACGCUUUCAUGUCGUCUCGUCAGAUGUGGAAGCUGAGCUUCCCCCGCCACGUUGACCUGUUCGAUUCGGAGAUGAUGGCCCGCGGCUUCAAGGUUAAGGAUAAGGACCGCCCCGAGGCCGCGGCCGCCGCAACUUCGUCCGUCAAUGAACUGCGAGUCAGGUUUGUUAUCAGUCCCGCUCUGCACGUUCUUGGAGCGGAUAAAGAGUAUGAGACGUGGACUAUGUUCCGCAAGGCUCGGGUGGACUGCUAUGCUGAGGGGGACGGUCCUGUUCAGCAGCCGCGGCAAGUGGAGGUUCUUCAGCUUGAGGAGGGUUAG
Messenger RNA from Sodiomyces alkalinus F11, 2049 nucleotides. RefSeq lists its product as hypothetical. The coding region runs from base 1 to 2049 and encodes 682 amino acids. The transcript has 3 exons. The record is from RefSeq and is a predicted model, not a curated record. Lineage: Eukaryota; Fungi; Ascomycota; Sordariomycetes; Glomerellales; Plectosphaerellaceae.